Molecule: messenger RNA, 2969 nt
Organism: Octodon degus (degu)
Lineage: Eukaryota; Metazoa; Chordata; Mammalia; Rodentia; Octodontidae
Gene: Rps6kc1
Product: ribosomal protein S6 kinase C1
Exons: 18
Coding region: 117-2954 (945 amino acids)
Biological process (GO): protein phosphorylation
Cellular component (GO): early endosome
Molecular function (GO): protein kinase activity; ATP binding; phosphatidylinositol binding
Source: RefSeq, a predicted model, not a curated record
GGAGCCUCCGCCCCCCUGUCGCUGGGCGGCUGAGUGGGCGCCUGGACCGCGUCGGCUCCUGGUCGUCCCGAUGAUUCCCGGCUGGCGGCGGCGGCGGCGGCAGAGGCGGAGGGAGGAUGACAGCGCCGCGGGAGAGGAGUGCCGACCUGGCUCGUUUCUACACUGUCACCGAGCCCCAGCGACACCCGAGGGGCUACACUGUGUAUAAGGUCACCGCCCGGGUUGUUUCACGGAGAAACCCAGAGGAUGUCCAGGAGAUAAUCGUAUGGAAGAGAUACAGUGACUUUAAGAAAUUACACAAAGAGCUAUGGCAAAUUCACAAACACUUAUUCCAUCAUUCAGAACUGUUUCCUCCCUUUGCUAAAGGAAUAGUAUUUGGGCGAUUUGAUGAAGCCGUCAUAGAAGAGAGAAGACAGUGUGCCGAAGACCUGCUGCAGUUCUCUGCCAACAUUCCUGCUCUUUACAACAGUAAACAGCUUGAAGAGUUUUUUAAGGGGGAUAUUCUUAAUGACUGCAGUGAUUUGGUUGGCCCUUCUGGAAUACAUAGCGAUCGGGGCAUAGGGACUUUCCCAGAGGAGGACACAGAAGGGAAGGACAGCCCCACGCGCCGCGAAGCUGUGAAGAGGAGGACGGCAGAGUACCUGUUGCGGGUGGAGAGCAUCUCCGGGCUCUACCGGAGCCCGCGGCUGGACAGUGGAUCUCAGCCUCCAGGAUCACUAAGUUCAAGGCCCCCUUGGAACCUAAGGAGCCCUGCCGAGGAGCUGAAGGCCUUCAGAGUCCUUGGGGUGAUUGACAAGGUUUUACUUGUUAUGGACACAAGGACAGAACAGACAUUCAUCUUAAAAGGUCUGAGGAAAAGCAGCGAGUCCAGCAGGAACAGAAAGACCAUCAUCCCCCGCUGCGUGCCCAACAUGGUGUGUCUGCACAAGUACAUCGUCUCAGAGGAGUCAGUGUUCCUGGUGCUGCAGCAUGCCGAAGGUGGCAAGCUCUGGUCAUAUAUCAGUAAAUUUCUAAAUAGAAGUCCUGAGGAAAGCUUUGAUACUAAGGAAAUGAAAAAAUCCACACUUGCUCAGGUUUACCUGCAGCAGCCAGCUUCUAGUCCUCAGGACAGCAGCAGCUUUGAGUCCAGAGGAAGUGAUGGGGGAGGCGUGCUCCGAGUUCUGCCUCUGAAGACCAGCCUCACUCUAAGUUCUCAAGAGGACAGCAAUCAGGAAGACGAUGGCCAGGACAGCUCUCCCAAAUGGCCCGAUUCUGGUUCAAGUUCAGAAGAAGAAUGCACUACAAGUUAUUUAACACUAUGCAAUGAAUAUGGUCAAGAAAAGAUUGAACCAGGGACUUUGAAUGAGGAGCCCUUUGUGAAGACUGAAGGGAAGGAUGCUGAUGCCAAAGUCCUCCAGAGCUUCCCGGCAUGCCUUGGUGCAGACAGUGGUGGCUCCCGUGCACAGCUAAGAACUCCCGAGCUCAAGUUCUUCCCUGGAGAUGAGGACCGAGAGACAGUUCCUUCUCCUAGAACAUCCAAUUCCCUUAGCAGAUCUAAGAACAGUCCCAUGGAACUUUUUAGAAUAGAUAGUAAGGACAGCACAAGUGAAUUUCUGGGACUUGAUUUUGGAGAAAAAUUGUACAGUCUGAAAUCAGAACCCUUGAAGCCAUUCCUUGGUCUUCCAGAUGGAGACUAUACUUCCAGGAGUUUUAAUGCCAGUGAGAGCAGAGUCAAGUUUACAGCUGUGGACACCAUUAGCAGGGGGUCAGAUGACUCAAUCCCGGUUAUUUCGUUUAAGGAUGCAGCAUCAGAAGACAUCACUAGUACUGAUGAAGGAAGGCCUGAUCUGCUUGUAAAUCUACCUGGUGAAUUGGAGCUACCAAAAGAAGUUGCAGCUAUGGGACCUAUUAAGUUUACACAGACUUCCUUAGGCAAAGUAGAAAAUAAGCUGCUGGAGGCCCCGGAUGUGUUAGGCCUUGGGCUUAGUACUGAGCAAUGCCAAGCCCCUGAAGAAGGCUCAGAGAACCUGAGCAGUCCCUCUAGACCCAGGGCCUGUAGUAUACCUGAGACACACGAUGCCCAGGAGGACCUGGGAGUGUUAUUGGCUGCAGCUGUUGAUCAUAGCCAUUCAGAAGACACGUGUUUGUCAUGUAGCCCAGAUCCAAAAUUUGGACUACGUGGAGUAACUGAGUCAGGAUUAAGUGCAAACAACACAGAAGAAAGCUUAUUUCAUAUUUCUAGUCCACUCUCAGGUGCUAAUGGAUGUAAUGCAAACACAGAAACUUUCAAAACUGAAGAAGUGUUGCUGUUUACAGAUCAGGCCGAUGACUUGGUGAAAGAGGAACCUACUUCUUUAUUCCAAAGAAACUCAGAGAUAAAGGGCAAGAGUGGGUUAGCGUGGGAAGAAGACAAGGAAAUCCAUCAGAUUUUUGAGGACCUUGAUAAAAAAUUAGCACUAAACUCCAGGUUUUAUAUCCCAGAGGGCUGCAUUCAAAGAUGGGCAGCUGAAAUGGUGGUAGCCCUUGAUGCUUUACAUAGAGAGGGAAUUGUGUGCCGCGAUUUGAACCCAAACAACAUCUUAUUGAAUGAUAGAGGACACAUUCAGCUAACGUAUUUUAGCAGGUGGAGUGAGGUUGAAGAUUCCUGUGACAGCGAUGCCAUAGAGAGACUGUACUGUGCCCCAGAGGUUGGAGCAAUCACAGAAGAAACGGAAGCCUGUGAUUGGUGGAGCUUGGGUGCUGUCCUCUUUGAACUUCUCACUGGCAAGACUUUGGUUGAAUGCCACCCAGCAGGAAUAAAUACUCACACUACCUUGAACAUGCCAGAAAGUAUCUCCGAAGAGGCUCGCUCUCUCCUACAACAGCUCUUGCAGUUCAACCCCCUGGAACGUCUGGGUGCUGGAGUGGCCGGUGUCGAAGAUAUCAAAUCUCACCCAUUUUUUACCCCUGUGGAUUGGGCAGAACUGUUGAGAUGAAUUGCACACAUCCUG